GCCAUUGAAUCCUUGAUUAAAAGGAGGGUCAUUUCUUCAACUUCCCCCACCACAGAAGUUGGAUCUCUUUUUAUUUUAAUUUCUCUCUGUGAGUUGAAAAUGGGAAUCUGCAUAUCCACUGCAUCUUCUCAGAUUCGCCAUGAAACCGAAGGCAGCGUUAUUUGCAGAAACGAGCUCAUCUACGAACAAAACGGCUCCAUCUGUGGGAUUCAGAAGCUCGAUUACAUCUGUUCCAAGCAAGGAGCCAAAGGAAUCAACCAAGACGCAGCCUUUUUCUACCAGAACUACGGAGCAGAGAACACGGCCCUGCUCGGAGUUUUUGAUGGGCACGGGAAAAACGGCCACGUCGUCAGCAACAUGGUAAAAAAUCGCCUCCCUUUGCUGUUGAUUGGGCAGAUAAAUGAAAGAAAUCGCGAAGAGCAGUUUGUUACUGCGUUUAAGGUGAUGGACAAGGAGAUUAAGCUUCAUGAGAAUCUGGAUUGCUGGUGCAGUGGAUCCACGGCUGUAAUUGCAGUAAAAGAGGGAGAAGAUUUGGUAAUUGGUAAUUUGGGGGAUUCGAGGGCGGUGUUGGGGAGAAUGGGCGAGGGCGGAAUCGAAGCCGUUCAGUUAACGACUGAUCUGAAGCCUGGUUUACCCGAUGAAGGGGAGAGAAUAAGGAGGAAUAAUGGACGGGUGUUGGCGCUGAAAGAAGAGCCGCAUAUACAGAGGGUGUGGCUGCCGAAUGAAGACGCGCCGGGGCUGGCCAUGUCCAGAGCUUUUGGAGACUUUGCUCUUAAAAACCAUGGCAUUAUUGCUCUCCCCGACGUCUCCCACCGCCGUCUGACUUCCGACGACCGUUUCAUCGUACUCGCCACUGAUGGGAUUUGGGACGUGCUAAGCAACGACCAAGUGGUGUCCAUCGUGUGGGAGGCGGAGAACGAAGAAGCGGCGGCGAAAGCGGCGGUGGAGGCGGCGGCGGAGGCUUGGAAACGCUACCCUUCUUCAAAACUAGACGACUGCACCGUCGUUUGGCUGUUUUUACAGAACCAAGCCGAGAGGGAAAACUGAACGUACGUAAACUCUGCGGUGGUCGUGGUGGAACUCCGGCCUCCGUACAAAAUAGACCUGCCGUCCGUCUGAGUCUCCGCCGUUAGUACGGCCAUGUCCGAUACACAGUACUGGAUAAUAGUUUUUGUUGCAAUAAAUAUUAAAUAUGUAGUGGAAAUGGAAACAUGAAGAGAAUUUGAUGGGUGAAUGGGAGAGAAUAUACUUUUUAUAUCUCUAAUAUUGUCAUUGACGUGCUUUUUUCAAA
Molecule: messenger RNA, 1291 nt
Organism: Momordica charantia (bitter melon)
Lineage: Eukaryota; Viridiplantae; Streptophyta; Magnoliopsida; Cucurbitales; Cucurbitaceae
Product: Protein phosphatase 2C family protein
Biological process (GO): protein dephosphorylation
Molecular function (GO): cation binding; protein serine/threonine phosphatase activity
Source: RefSeq, a predicted model, not a curated record